This is a messenger RNA of Stylophora pistillata, 1276 nucleotides long. RefSeq lists its product as uncharacterized. The record is from RefSeq and is a predicted model, not a curated record. Lineage: Eukaryota; Metazoa; Cnidaria; Anthozoa; Scleractinia; Pocilloporidae.
UUCGCCGUUCGCCUUUGGUUGACGUUGUGACCUAGUGAAGAUUUCAAGUUGGACGUGACGAUAUCGCCAAUUAUAAUGGGUAAAGGUGACCAUUGUGCCGUGUUUGGAUGUCGAAAUGAUCGGAGAUAUCCAGAAAGGUGGGUUGUUAAACCCCAUAUACACUGUAUGAAGUGGCAUAAGCCAAAUCAAAAGCACUUUAAAUUAUGGGAGCAACUUAUCAACCGCAAUAACUUUCGAGUGACAGAAAACACAAAGGUAUGCAGUAAUCAUUUUGUAUUUGGUAAACCAUUGGGAGACCACUCACACCCUGAGCUGUGGCUGAACGGGUAUGAUACAGGGGAGGGAACUCUUAAUGAAGAAGUUUCAAGACUUAUGAAGUCCUUGUAUGAUGUUAAUGUACAGAGUGACGUGUCCAUAACCACUCAGACAGAUGCUAUUAAAAGAGAUGCAACUCAUACCCAGACAAGCAGUGGGAAAUUUAAAAAGCUUGAAGUUCUUCAUGAAGACAAUGAAGGAGUUUUACGUGGACAAAAUGCUGAAGUUUUGCUUGAGGAAAAUUCAGAGGAAACAACUGAGUCUUUGGCAUCUAUUUCAAAUGCCUUGGAAAAUGAUCACACAUACUGUAUGUAUGAGCAAAGUGGAGAUUGUAAGGAAGACUUUGCUUGUCAAGCCAGAUUAUGCUUGAAGUGUAAAAAGGAACUUUUGUCCAUUCUUGAGGAAAAUGGAAGGCUUAAAAAUGAAAAUGAACAGCUACAAAAGGCUCUAGUGGAAGCAAAUCAAGCAAUUAUUGAAAGAACCAACAGAGACUGUGUUUUGUAGACAAAAUGAAACAUUCUAAUUCCUUAUGAAGUUAUGCACUAGACUAGCAGACUUUGGUUGCAAAGUUAUUUGAAUUUAAAGCUCAAAAGUAUAAAUAUCACCAUUUACUGUUAGUGGAAGAGCAAGUGAAAUCAUUCAGCAGCAAUGACAGAUCCAGUUAGGCAUGAACAGAAGGUAUCAGUUAUGGUUGCAUUUUGUUUCUGCAAAAUGACCAAGGAUGUGUUUGGGGUAGCAGAAACUGUUAACUCAGGAACAAUCUGCAGGGUAGUUGCAUGCAUCCCUUCAAGUUGAAGAGAAUCUCUUAGUACCUUCUUUCCUCUGGUUUUGAUGCCAAUGGCCUUGUUUUCUGAAUUUAAUGACAAACUGAUAAUGGAUUUCAGAGCAAGUAAAUCCUUUCUCCAUGUACUUAGGGAACUAUCAAACAAUUCUCACUGAACAUGACUGACUCAUUGAAAGC